Molecule: messenger RNA, 10641 nt
Organism: Solea senegalensis (Senegalese sole)
Lineage: Eukaryota; Metazoa; Chordata; Actinopteri; Pleuronectiformes; Soleidae
Gene: stard9
Product: StAR-related lipid transfer (START) domain containing 9
Exons: 29
Biological process (GO): microtubule-based movement
Molecular function (GO): microtubule binding; ATP binding; microtubule motor activity
Source: RefSeq, a predicted model, not a curated record
GUGUUCCAGGACCUGGGUGUGUUGGUGCUGUCUGGAGCUUCUGAGGGCUACAAUGUAUGUUUGUUUGCUUAUGGCCAAACAGGAUCUGGGAAGACGUACACCAUGAUGGGGGCACAGGACUCUAUUGGGUUGACCCCUCGCAUCUGUCAGGGUCUCUUUAGGUCUAAAGACACUUUUCCCGAUGGGCAAAAUUCAAGCAGAGUUGAGAUCAGCUUCCUGGAGAUCUAUAAUGAGCGCGUGAGAGACUUGCUGAGAAAAGGAGAGCAGAAGAAAGCCUCAUUGAGAGUUCGAGAGCACCCAGAGAAGGGACCUUAUGUCCAAGAUCUGUCCCAGCAUGUGGUCUCUGACUGUAAGCAGGCCAUGGACCUUUUGGAGGAAGGCAUCGCCAACCGCAUCACUGCAGCAACCCACAACCAUGACGCCAGCAGCAGAUCCCAUGCUAUCUUCACUAUCCAAUACACACAGGCAAUCCUAGAGAAUAAUCUUCCAUCAGAAAUUGUCAGCAAGAUUAACCUGGUGGACUUGGCUGGGAGUGAAAGAGCAGACCCUCACUACUGCAGAGACAGACUGACGGAAGGCUCCAACAUCAACAAGUCGCUGGUCACCCUGGGAAUUGUCAUUUCUGCUCUUGCCCAGAACUCCCAGAUGUCUAGCAGCUGCCAGAGUAUCAACAGCAUGGCCUCGGAGGGUGAUAGCAGCACUGUGGGUAGCCACAGCAGCUCCUUGUCCGGAGGAGCAGGAGGUGGAGGAGGAGGAGGGAGGAGACACUGCUUUAUACCCUACAGAGAUUCAGUCCUAACCUGGCUGCUGAAAGACAGCCUGGGUGGCAACUCCAAGACCAUUAUGAUUGCAACGGUCUCACCCUCUGCAAACAGUUAUAAUGAGACUCUCAGCACACUGCGCUAUGCUGCCCAUGCCAGGAAUAUUGUCAACAAACCUCGAGUUAAUGAGGAUGCCAGUGUUCGACUGAUCAGGGAGCUGAGAGAAGAGAUUGACAGACUGAAGAGCAUGCUGCUCAGCUUUGAAAUGCAGCGCAAUCCCAGUCCAUCGCUGAGUGAUGAGAGGGACGGCAAUCUUUCUGACAUCGUGCUGCAGAACGAGCUGAAGGUGGAGCAGCUGACAAAGGACUGGUCAGAGAGCUGGAGAGACAAAAAGGAGCUGCUGGAGCAGUACAGUGUGGACAUCAACAGGGACCGAGCGGGCUUCUUCAUCAACUCCCUCCAGCCACACCUGGUUACACUUGAUAGAGAUGUUCUCAGCACUGGCGUUGUCUUUUAUCACCUCAGGGAAGGAGUCACCCACAUUGGACCUCAAGACCAGUUUCAAGAGCCACAUAUAGUUCUGCAGGGCAGUGCCAGCUGUGAGAUUGAAAACCAUGGAGGUGUGGUAAUGCUCAGACCGCUGCCAGGCUGCUCCUGCCUGCUCAAUGACAGAGAGGUCACUGAGCCCUGCAGACUGGCUCAAGGGAUGGUCAUCACCUUGGGCGGAGAACAUAUGUUCCGCUUCAACCACCCGGCAGAGGCAGCCAUCCUCCGGGAGCGCAGACGGGCUAGUGAAGGAGGCAUGAGCUGCACCUACACUGAUGUUUGCCCAUUGUCCCCUGACCUGAGUGUCGAGGAAGCAAAACUCCAAGAGCAGUUGGGUGUCUCUUUCUCUACCAGUGAGGAGCCCACUGUGAGACAGCGUGUGGAGGAACAGCAACGAUAUGUAGAGAGUUUGCGACAGGAGAUCCACGCUGAACAAAGACGGGCCGAGAGGGAGCUGGAGAGGGAGCAGGCCCACCUACGACAACAGCACAGUGAGAUCCAGCAGUGGAUUUUGCAACAGAAACAACGCCUGGCAGCUGCCGAGCAGAGAGUCACACAAGAGUCUGGAGUUCAAACAGACAUUACUGCUGUAUCCCAAGCAUCCAACAAUCACAAAGAUCCGAGUGUGGAUUGUCUCUGCCAGGUGGUAAGAGCCAGGAAGAAGGUGGUGGAGGAGGAGCUACUAAAGCACCACACCCUCUGUCGCGCCGAAAGCCGCAUCCGCCGGAAGAAGCUGCAAUACCAGUUGGAGAGAAUUGCCCGGAAGCAGCAUCUUUUAGAAGCUAAGAGGGAAUUACAGCAGCUGGAAAAGGCUCUGCCAGACAACCCAGAGUCUCCUGAGCUGCGUUCGUUGUCAAAGCACAGUGGACGACCGUUUUAUUCUCGUAGACACUCGUUCUCAGCAGAUCUUCUGUCCCGGCUUUACCCACAGCACACCCCUAUCUUCAGACACUUCCUGAAGAGAAACGGAUCCACAGAGCUGACCUCAAAUGCUUCUGCGACAUCUGAAUCUAUUUGCAGCAGAAAAUGGGUUUCGGAUGAGUGUCUUCCUCGGGAAAGGACUCAGAGUUGCUCUGGGACAAGCUUCUCAGGACAAAGUAAAAACAUCAGACAAACUCUCAGAGAGGAACCACAAGCUCUUCCCUUUCGCGAACGACCUGAAAGGAAACCUCUUCUGCCAAACCGAGAUUUGUCUUUUAAAAACAGAUCAGACCAGAACUUAGCGAUUAUUCUGAAGUCGUCACUUGGAACUACUGCGCUGCCAGGCAGCAAAGAAAAUAUACAGCCGUCCACAAGAGACAAACCUGACUCUGAGAAUGCUUCUUGUAUGACUGCGACAAAUCCUUCCCGUGCAUCCAACAGUGGACUAGAAACCACCAAGAAGUCUGUGUCUUGUUCUGUAGGGCCCAGGUUGAAAACAGUUCUGUCCAAGGUGUUCAGAAAACCACCAUCAUGUCCAAAUGGAGGACAAGGUGCUAAACCUUCAGGGACGAUAGCAAGCAAAUUUCACUGGAGACAAAAAAGAGACCUGAAAGACACCAGCAUGAGUCAAAGCAAAUGUGCCAUUAAAACAGCCAUGUCAUGUGAGGAGCUUGACCAAAGGACUGCUUUUGAGGACAUUGGACAAAGGCGUUGGCAUAGUACAGAGGCUCUGAUGGAAAAGACCAGCAGAUGGGUUGAGCGGCAGCAGGGAUUGGUUCGAUGGGACGAAGAGCAAGAAAACGAGGACGAGGGAACGUCAGACUGUGAGAGCCUAUUCUCCCUUGAUUCACUGUCGUCUGCCUAUGUGACAGCUCUAGCAGCGCAGCUGAGACAAGAGGAAGCUGCACAGAGCGAAGUAGAAAGUGAAGACAGUCAGAUGUCAAAGGAUUCCUUGGUUGUGGAGAGUAGUGGGAGAUAUUCUACAGUGGAGAGACUCAAUCGAACCCUGGUACCAACUUAUUCUUUGUGUGCAGAUACCUCUCCUUUAUCCACUGCAGACGGCAGUUUAGACUGCAUCAGCUGUCAGAAACCCCAAAUAAUCCCAGUAAAGACAUGCUGGAGCCAGCAGGGUUCCCCCAUCUCAAGGCAUAAAGCGGAGAUUAGUGCAACAAGGAAUCACCCGCCUCAAAGCCCAUUAAUAACAGACUCCAGAGGGAAAGACACUGUGCAAAAAUUGACUGAGGACUUUGGAAACAUGCAGACCACUCUGACCAGCAGCCCUCGCUCGCUGAGCAGCUGCAGUGGGAAAGAGCCCGAAAGCCUGCUGGUGCUCACUGAUGCCUGGUCAUCUACUGACGCGGCAGACAGUCCCAGGAUCCACAGGGUUUCUUUACCCAUCCAAAGGGAAUCGAUGUUCAGGCACAUUGAAAACAGCAGCAGUAGUUCCAGCGUGACCAGUAUGAAUCUGUCAGAAUCGCAGAGUGGACACAGGAGCUGCAGCUCCUCACCCACCAGUAGACACACAGAUUUAGAGGAGUCUCACGUUAUGAUAAGGACGCAGAAAUAUGAAGGACGUUUUGACUCGGUGUCUCAAAAUGUGGAAAAGACAUGUGGAGAUACUCCAGACUACAUCAGCCACACUGAAGAUCCGGCUCUCUUACCCACCUCAGAUCACACUACUGUCUCACACACUGGGAUUCUGCCCACUCAACAAGCAGCCUCUAUGCUUUAUGUGGUCACAUAUGAUAUGGCAGCUGGUGAUGUCAGCAUGUCUUCAGACACUGAAAUGUGUGCCUUAAAUCCUCAUAGUCAAUGGCAAGUCCUGAACAAGAGAUGUGAUACUUCAAGUGUCUUCAAACCACCCAUGGCAGAUACAUUACUAUGCAAUGUAAAGGGAACAGUACAGCAGUAUGAGCUUGAGAAUACCAAAGAUUUGUCACUUGCAAGGGAUGAAACCAAAGGCACUGAGCAGUACAUUGCACUACAACAGGAGCUUGUUAAACCAGCUUGUAAAAAUUCCAGGAAGAGGAACAAAGAGCAACAGGAUGCUUUCAUGGGCAGCAUGAAAAUUUUAAAAAGGAGCAACAGUGGAGAUUUGGUAGCAUACUGCUCUACACCAGUUGGUAGUCAGGAACAAAUUUGGCUUGAUGGCAAUAACAACUCCAGUGACUCUAAAGAGGAGGAAACUGACAGCCAUGGAUUUGAUUCAGCUUUUGUUGAAAGCAGAGUUAGAAAAGACAGAGUGUCACCAGUGGUAGCAGCAAUUUCUGAUUCCACAAGUGUGAAAAAUGGACAACCAUUUGAAGACUCUAGAUGUGGGUCUAGACGUUGUGAACAACAUUCUCAGAGUGGCACCUCUGUGGGAGACAGAAAGGCGGUUGGAAGGGGAAAUGUAACAUUAAAGGAAGUAGAAACAAAAUGGGGAGAUUUCCAAGUCAGUGUCACCAGAAAAUAUCAAGAAAACAAAAAGCACACAUGCAAGUCCGAUGCUAUUUGUAGUGCGAUUGACCUCAGGAUCUCCGAAAUGGUGAAAGAGCAUUUGCAACUGUCAUUGACUGGCAAUGAUGGUGAUGGGACGAGCAGGAGCCAGAGCCUGAACGCAUUGGCAUCCUCUGCGAGUCUCUUUGGCUGUAAUAGCGAUGAACAUAUGCUGACAGCAAAACAGCACAGAGAUGAAAAGGGAGAUUAUGUGAAAGUAAGGACAAAGCUCAGCGGGCAUGCUUCAGUGGAAACGGCAUGUGAAGUCAAAGUGGACAAAAGUGAACACCUGUCAUCAAGUACGAGUACGUCUGUUGAAUAUAGGGACGAUAGCUCUGUGCUUAAACCCGCCGACGUAAAGACUGACCAUUCUCAUAACUUUUCUGAUGGCACGUCAAACAAACCACUCAAAGACGAUGACCGUGUUGUCCAAGAUACUGAUACUAGCACUCAAUCACACGUGACACACAGCAGUCAUGAAGACUCUGUGCACUUUUCAAACACCGUUUUGCAGUUAACUAGUUUGUCCCCAGUGAGUGAUUCCCCCGUGCAGAAAAAGGCUGUAUCGCAAGAAAUAACUUCCCACAACUUUGACUCCUCUGAUGUCACCACCUUGAACCCCGACAAUCUCCAACUUCACCAAUUACACCAUGAAAUACUCUGCACAGUUGGUGAUACAAAAGGCAACUGUGACUGUGGCCACGAAGAGGCUAUCAGAGUGGACGCUACAUUCAGUAUUGAUGAUAAAGAUCAUUCAUCUGAAUACAGGACAGCAAAGAUGGUUGGUAAACCUCGUCAGUGCAGUCCUAAAACAUCCGGGGCAACAGAAACGUUAUAUGAUGGAGGAAAUCUACAAUUCUUACCGCUCAGUCGAAACAGUGACCAGAAUACAUCAUUUGACGAGAAGGCCUCCAUGAAUAGGCUUGCUGUCACACCUGGCCAUGAUGGAAGCUGUGAAAGUGAGAACAUGACAGGAGGUAAACAGUCUGCUGCAGCAAGGGAUCAGCUUAGCUGUACACAAAUCCAUUUAGAUAAUUUGGCUCAGGCUUGUGAGAAAACUAUUAAUCACCACAAGUGCCACAGUUCAUCGAACUCACAGAGCGGAUUUGAUAAACCCACAGAAGUUGACGGCAAAGAAAACCGUUUGAGGAAAAGUGAUGAAGGAACUUUGCUCAACCAUUGUGAAGCACAUGAUCUAGGGAUUUUAGCGGAAAUAAAAUGUGAAACAAUAAUAUCUGGUUCUGUACAGCCUCUCCACAAAAUAACACAGGGAAAAACAAGUUGUUGUGGAUCUUCUAUAUCCAGAGAUCUAAAGACAUCUAACGGAACACCAGGUGAUUCUGCUCUUAUGUCCAAAAAAUCAAAGAGGUUCAGGAGGUCAAAGAUUCAGGCAAAUGCCUCCUCUUCCUCUGAUUCCUCUCUUAAGUCAUCAGAUGAGGAGGAUAAUAAAUCCACAAGAGUGCAUCAUAACCGCCUCUCCUCUAAAUUGGUAAAGCUCACUACACAGAAUAAGGGACAGCAAGAGGCUAGACAGGCUAGCUGUAACAUUGGCAAUGCUUCCAUGUCAUCAUUAGUGAGCAAAACGAAAACAAAGACUUGUUCUCCUGGAACCCCAGCAAAGAGUGAGGUAAAAUUUAAAAGUGAUUGCAGCCAAAACAGAUGCUCGUUAUCCCCUCAAACGAUGGCACACACAAAGAAAAGUGAAUCACAGCAUACGCUGAAGUCUAAGGACUCUCCUAUGCAUUUUGCCUCAAGUGACAUCAACCCUUUUGUUCACCAGUGGCAAGGUGACAACUCGAAUCAGCACGGCUAUAAGAACCCGUCCUUCGGGAGUGCCGCCGACCUGUCCUGCAAAUCGCCACUUUUAAACAGCGCUGAAAAACAUAUAACGAGAUGCUGCAGUGUUGAUAACGGUUUGAAUGGUCAGAACUCUCCUUUCAAUUCCCACCUCAGUACUUACGCCACCAACAAGGGGCUCUCCAGUACACUUAGCAGCAUGGAGGAUUAUAAGGAACGAGCAAACAAAACGUCUCAGCUUUCACCCUGUCAACAGAUGUCCGCUCAUACUCGCAGCGAUUCUGCCAAUCUGACAGUGAGCUGCAACUCCUCGGGUACUGAUGUUGCUGGUGGUUUUGGUAACAACUCAAGUCACGUGGACGAGGUCAUGGACGUUUACUCGUCAGAGCGAGAGUCCCAACAGAUCAGAGCACAGGCUCGAAGGCAGAGGACGUGUGAACAUGGCACUCAGACUGAGCUUGGGCUCCAAAAAGUAAACUUUAUGAACAAUAGCAGUGGUGCAAAGAGAAAGGAUCGUCACAGAAGGAGCCAGACGGAUGCACCAGCAACACAGGGCACCAGGGACGUCAAAGAAUCUCCAACGUGGGCCAGCAUGGAAAGCAUGUCGGCUCACCUCUCCAAGCUGAUUGACAGCACCUCAGACCUGCUGGGGGACGUCCAGGAAAUGAGAACUGGUGAAGUCAGCAGGUCCAGUCCAAGGAGGAGUGUUAACGUAUCAAAUCAUAGCAUCUCUUAUAGUGAGUCCAAUGACUUUGCUAUGAGAGACUGCUCAACUCAAACGGCUGUGGAUGUUGGGAUCCAGACAGAAAAGCUUUUUACACGAGCAGAAAACAAACUCACUGCUCCUCAAACGCCCACUGAAAUGUCCAAAUCUCAUGAGAUCAAUGUGAUCGUCAAAGUGAUCGGUCCCGAGGCUGUCGGUGUGUCUCAACCCAAGGGUGUGCACUGUGUGGUGAAAGCAAAAGUUGACACAGAUGAAAAGAUGCAGAGCAUGCCUGAGCUGAGGUUUAACACCUCUGCUGGCUCACCAUCAGACGACGUCCCUCUCAAAACACCUCCUGUAAAGACUGUAGCUGAGAGUCAAAGACGUGUCAGAUCUGCAUCUUCCAGAGUCUCAAAACAAAUGACUGCCGCAACAUCUGAAGUCGCCCAUGGAUCGACAAAAAAUGACUUCCAGGACAAUCACGGCCCAUCCGUAAGACAUGACCCAUCAGCUUGUCUAAAGAAACGGGCUACAUACAAAGACCGAGCGUCGUCUCCCAUUCUCACUGUGGGAGCAAGAUCACAUUUGAAGCAGAAAGAGAAACAAUCAACACGAUGUUCUUUGAAAUGUAAGAGUGGAAAAACCAUUCAUGUUUCCGAAGAGGACAGCGCUACAGUGUCAGUGUCCACACCAGAUUGUGGUGUUUCAUCUAGUCAGUCAGAGUCUGUGUCUCUUGAGAAGGUGAGUGAGAUAAGUUGUUCAGGCCCUAAGGGAUCAGAUAAAUGCUCCACAGGCCUUAGUUCAUGUCUGGACGGAUAUGUGGAGACCUGUAAAGACGAGCAUAAGCAUCAUGUCUGUCCAAAAUGGCAGAUUUCACCUUCACAAACAAAAACUUCGCCGAAGACUUUGCACUCCCACAUCUCUCCUGUUUUACCAAAUCCUGAUGAGUACAAACAGCAGAUUAAAGGAAAACAAUCGGUUCUGAUUGAUUCUGUGGAUUUUUCUAUCAAUUCUGUCAACCGGUCCACAACUCUUGAACCUCAAGAAGAUGACAUGGUGUCACUGGCACCCAGUGAGUGCAACACGGAUGUUCUUCUGAACAUUAAACCUGUCACCAGUGUCCCUGCAUGUCUAGACCACCACAUGGUCCCAGAAGACCUGCCCCUGCACAACAAGUUCACCAACUGGUCGGGCAUCAACCCGCCGCAAUCCACGCACACCAACAAACCUGAGGUGCUGCUGAACAACGGCCACGAAAAGAGCAGAAUCUGCGCGGAGUGGGGUGAAGCGGAAAGUUACGGUUCAAAUGUGGAGUCUGCGGCACAGAGCGAGAGAAGGGCGAGAGAGAUUGAGAGGCUGCGUCAGGAGAGAGAGCAGGUGAUGUCUACGGUCAACCUCAGCAUGAGCACAACGCCUCUGACUGUGGAGCUCACAGAGGCCAAGCUGCAUUAUGGGCUUGGAGAGACGGACACGCUGUUAAAGAUGCUCUCACCGAAGUCCAAGGAAGAGCUGGAGCCAGUGACAUGUGCUCCAACCAAACAGCAGCUGUAUGAUCGACAUCGUAGGAGUAUUGAGGGUUUGAGGCAGGAGAGAGAGGAGCGGCUAAAGACUUGUCGGAGAGCUCGGAGUCUGAGUCCCAGCAGACAUCCUCCCUCCUCUCCUCAGGAGGCCGUUUCACCCCCCAAGAUCACUGCAGUCGCACCCAGUCGCCGCAAAGUGUACCUGCAACAGCUCCGUCAAGAGGUGAUAGAUAUCACCAGAAUACCGGAUCCCCCAAAAGGAGAGAGCCAGUAUCCGUCUGACAUUGAGCAGCUGCUGCGUGACUACGGUCGAGCGCGGGAAGAAGCCAUGACCGAGAUUGCGAGGGCUCGGGAACGACUGAGAGAAAGAACUGAGCAGGAGAAGCGGCGGCUUCAGCAGCAGGCUGCAACUCAGGAAGCAAAGGAUGACCUGAGGCAUCGGACAAGAAUCAGUAACAGCACCUUGUGCACUGGCUCGAGUCUGAGUCUGUCAUCUGGACCCACAUCAGGGUACAACAGUGGGAACACUGUCCAGCUGCAGCACAGUAACAGACCAGUUCUGAGUGGACAGAUAAUGGCGUUUCAGGACGAAGGGCUGAAGGUCAGGACACGUCCUCCUAUGUGUGGUCCUCAAAGUGUGAAGACACAGAGAGUCUGGCUGUCUUCCCAGGAUCUUGGCCUUGAGCCGUCCAUCUCCGUGUUUGAGCCUCUGGUGACCUCAACGCCAUCGCCCCCCACUUCCGUGCGUCAACGCGCCGCCUCCUUUGGCUCCACCUCUUCCCUGUCCACAGCCUAUCAGGACAUCACGUCUAUUCUCCUGCGGCAAGCCUUAGCCGAGGUGCAGCAAGCUUCUGCCAGAGAUUUCAGUAACCUGGUGAUGGGCAAAGUUGGGGCAGACUGGAGGUACCAGGGAAUAGAACGAGGCGUCCAUGCGUACUAUAAGCCUUCCUCCAGUCCUUCUGUGCAUGGUUUCUUGGGGGCUGCGGAGCUGGACAGACCUGUGGACAGUCUGUGGAACACGAUCUGCCAGCUGUCCAAGAGCCACAUGUAUAAUCAGUCCGUCCGUUCUGUCUGGACACGACCACUAGAUGACAGCACUCAGCUGGUUUACAUUCUAACAGAUCCAUCCACCUGCCACCUGAGUCAGCCGCGGGACUUCUGCUGCAUCAGCACCGAGUCCAAACAGGGUGGCCUCUGUGUUCUGGCAAUGCAGUCGGUGUUUGAGGAGUCUCUGCCUCGUCCCAGUGUGGACGCUGUUCGAGGAGAAAUGAUGCCCAGUUGUUGGGUCCUUCAGCCAACUAGACGGAGUGGGAAAGAAAUCACCAGGGUGGUCUACCUGCUACAGGUGGACCUGGGGACGCCGUCGUUUCCUCCCCCUCUCUUGAACACCGUUGCCAGGAGGCAGGCUGGCGUCAUUGCCGACCUUGACGCUUUCCUCGAUUUGUAAAAAUCCACCGGACACAUGAAGCCGUGUUAGCGGCGAGCACUUAGACUGAAGUUAGUCUUUGUUUUGAAUUUGCACCUGACAUUUACAUAUUUACUUGACUUUUUUCUACUUCAAGAGCACUGUUACACCUCCAUUCCCAAAAGUGGAAGCAGCUUUUUUUAUUUGAAGGUUCUUUUAUUUUUUAAGGAUAUUUUAAUUGUAUUUUUAUUUUUGUACGCGUACAUGAAGGUUUUUAAACCAAAGAUUUGGAAGUCUUACGGGAAUAAAUGUCCCAUAUGGCACAUUUAUAGGUUCAUUCAUUUGAUGAAAAAGCUUGAUAAUUCACUUUGGAUUCCAUGCAGCCUGUUAGCAAUGUCGUGUCUUUCCUUUCCUACUUAAAUGUAAUGUGGAAAUCCACAUGAGUUAAGAUAGAACAUGUAUAUUUACUACACGUGUGUUCCUUCAGUUUAUACUUUCAAUGACUUCAUC